AGGAUUACCAACCUAAAGAGAAAAACCCCAAAGGAAAUCAAGGAUCAGAUCCAUUGCUUUAAACCAAAAGUGAGCACACAUUUUCUCUCCCUAUAUGGACAUUCUUUUCUUCUCCAAUUCUAUUGCUGAGUUCAUAAUUUUCUUCCAAGCCAAACAUUCAUCGUACCACAAAUACUCCAGAAAUCUAUGAAGAAAGCCAUCCAGAUAGAGAACUGAAAGGAUUGAGGGAAAGGGAAAAGAAAAAAGGAAAAGAAAACUAUGGAACAACGAGGCCUGUGUUUGAGCCUCCAAGAUUGUCUGAAUUCUGCCCAAUGCAUUAUAACUGGAAAAAUCAUCAUUCAACACAGCCCAGGAAAAUCUGGUCCCGGAAAAUCAGCAUCAGUUCAGCUGUAUAGUAGCACCCAAGUCGACCCAAAUACAAAAAAGGGGAAGUUAAGCGGGAAAGCAUACCUCAAACAUGGAAAGAGUAACAAGCACAAUGGGAUAAAAAACACAACAUAUAAAUUAAAGUUCCACGUCGAGCCAGAUUUUGGGACUCCAGGAGCUUUUGUCAUCAACAGCCAGCAUAAGCACAAGUUCUUCCUUGAAUCUGCAACUCUCCAAAUCUCCGAACAUCAGACUGUUCAUUUUGACUGCAACUCUUGGGUUUAUCCCUUUGAUAAAACAAAAAGAAACCGACUCUUCUUUUCAAACACUAGUUAUCUUCCAAACCAAACACCAAAUGCUUUGGUGGAAUUGAGGAAGGAAGAACUUGCUAGCUUGAGAGGAGAUGGAACAGGGAAGAGGAAAGAGUGGGAUCGAAUCUAUGACUAUGAUAAAUACAAUGAUCUUGGCGAUCCCAAUAAUGGUCCUCAACAUGCGAGGCCAGUCUUAGGUGGGUCAGAAAUGCAUCCAUAUCCCCGAAGGGGAAGAACUGGCCGCCCUCCUAGCCGCCAAGAUCAUCAAACUGAGAGCCGGCCAGAAACAAUCAACUUAGAUAUAUAUGUUCCCCCAGACGAGCGAUUCAGUCCCAAAAAACUGUCAGAGUUCACAGAAAAUUCAAUCCAGGCUGCUGUACAUUUCCUUAUACCUCAAGCAAAAUCAUUAUUCCAAGAAAAUUCCAGUAGUUUUGAGUCCUUCAGUGAAAUACGCGACUUGUUUACGAGCAAAAAGUACCAAGUAGUGGAAGAAUGGGUUACCCAUAAAUUGAAGAAGCUAGUACCAGAUAAGCUCUUCAAAGAGAUUCAGCAAACAAGCAAGGAGAACCCAAUGGAUUUUCCAUUACCUCAAAUUAUAGCAGGAAAUGAAUUGGUAUGGAAAGACGACGAGGAGUUUGGGCGUCAGAUGCUUGCAGGAAUUAAUCCAGCAGUUAUCCGGACAUUGGAGAAAUUCCCACCACAAAGCAAAGAUGGUACCGUGAGUUCAAUAAAGGCAUCUGACAUAGAGCACAACCUCGAUGGGCUGACUAUUAACCAGGCAACGAGCCAAUGGAGAAUCUCCAUCUUGGAUUACCAUGAUUACUACAUGCCCUUUUUAAAAAGAAUAAACACAAAGGGUGUAUGUGCUUAUGCGUCUCGAACACUAUUGUUCUUAAGGAAUGAUGCCACAUUAAAGCCAGUGGCAAUAGAACUGAGCUUGCCUAGCUCCUCGAGUGACGAGGAGAUCAGCAGAGUGUUUGUUCCAUCAACUCAGGGUACUGAGGCAGCAUUGUGGCAGAUGGCCAAAGCUCAUGUUGCAGUCAACGAUUCCGGUUACCAUCAACUAAUCACCCAUUGGUUAAAAACUCAUGCAAUAGUUGAGCCAUUCAUCAUCGCCACCAGAAGGCAGUUAAGUGUGAUGCACCCAAUCCACCAGCUAUUAAAUCCUCAUUUCAAAGAUACUAUGCACAUAAAUGCACUGGCUCGGAGUAUUCUCAUAAACUCUGGUGGAAUCCUUGAGAAUACAUUGUUUACAGGAGAAACCUCAAUGGAGUUCUCCUCUGCUCUCUAUAAAGAUUGGAGAUUUGAUGAACAAAGCCUACCUGCCGAUCUAGUGAAAAGACGUAUGGCCUUCAAAGGCACAGAGAAGGGCUCUGGAGUUCAACUUCUCUUUGAAGACUAUCCCUACGGUGCAGAUGGACUUGACAUAUGGGUUGCCAUUAACACAUGGGUAACAAACUAUUGCUCAUUCUUCUACACAGAUGAUGAUUCUUUGAAGUCUGACAACGAAAUCCAAGCAUGGUGGUCAGAAAUUCGAAAUGUGGGUCAUGGUGAUAAGUGCAAUGAAACCUGGUGGUACAAAAUGGAAACUCGUUCUGACCUUAUAGAGGCUCUGACAAUUCUUAUAUGGACUGCAUCAGCCCUUCAUGCUGCAGUGAACUUCGGGCAAUAUGGAUAUGCUGGUUACCCUCCAAAUCAUCCUACACUGUGUCGAAAAUUUAUUCCGGAGGAAGGAACACUAGAAUUUGCUGAGUUUCUAAGGGAUCCUGACAAAUACUAUCUUAAAAUGUUGCCUGAAAAAAUUGAGAUGACCCUUAGUAUAGCACUGAUAGAGGUGCUUUCACGUCACACAUCAGAUGAAGAAUACUUGGGUCAAAGACCAUCAUUGAGGUGGACAGCCAUUGAACAGAUCCAGGAAAAGUUUAAGCAGUUUAGUGAGGACCUUCAAGAGGUGGAGAAAAGAAUCUCAGAGAGGAAUAGAGAUCCAAAACUUAAGAACAGAUGGGGUCCUGCCAAUAUUCCAUACAAACUUCUGUAUCCUGAUACAUCAAAUGUUAGAUCCAGAGGGGGCAUCACUGGAAAGGGGAUCCCUAAUAGCAUAUCCAUUUAAAAUAUCUUUAAGAUGGUGUGUAUGUAAAUUCAAGACAAUACUUACAAUAUUUAUGUUUCGAACAAAUAUUUCUUGCAUAAAUGGACUCAUUCAAGUUAUGUGAACUCAUAAACUUUGUUGAUGAUACUGAGUAAUCCACUCAAGUGAGAAAACCAUCACCGCAUCAGAUGAGCAAUUGGGCAAGUGAUACAUGUAUACUUAAAGGUACAAAAGGAAUUUGACGUGGUAUUUUAGUUCAAUUGAACCAUCAGGUUUCCAUCUU
Messenger RNA from Cornus florida, 3049 nucleotides. Its product is annotated as linoleate 9S-lipoxygenase 6-like. The transcript has 9 exons. Gene Ontology annotation, molecular function: oxidoreductase activity, acting on single donors with incorporation of molecular oxygen, incorporation of two atoms of oxygen; protein binding; metal ion binding. Gene Ontology annotation, biological process: lipid oxidation. Bases 259 to 2787 code for a protein of 842 amino acids. Lineage: Eukaryota; Viridiplantae; Streptophyta; Magnoliopsida; Cornales; Cornaceae. The record is from RefSeq and is a predicted model, not a curated record.